This is a messenger RNA of Entamoeba invadens IP1, 2190 nucleotides long. Its product is annotated as dep domain containing protein, putative. Gene Ontology annotation, cellular component: GATOR1 complex. Gene Ontology annotation, biological process: negative regulation of TORC1 signaling; positive regulation of autophagy. Bases 1 to 2190 code for a protein of 729 amino acids. The transcript is spliced from 2 exons. The record is from RefSeq and is a predicted model, not a curated record. NCBI's taxonomy places the organism in Eukaryota, Evosea, Mastigamoebida, Endamoebidae. Gene Ontology annotation, molecular function: GTPase activator activity.
AUGUCAGCGGAGAUGUGGAAUUCGCAUCCGGAUGGUGAGUUAUACUUUGAUAAAUGUCUGGACUUUUUAGCCGAGUUAUAUCAACAUUUCAGAGACGUGAAGACAAAGCACACCAUUGAAAUCGUCUUAUUUUCCCGAGUUGCUGCAAAUCAAUUUUCGUCGACAUCAGCAACACCAACGUUUCGCUGUUUAUCGCCGUCGGCGAACAGUAAACAGAAAGACACGGAUUACAUUCAUGUCAUUUCAUUUGCCGAUAUAUUUCCCUUUACUUUGCUCCAAUUUCGACUGAAACAAUACUUUAAAGAAUGGAAAAGUAUAGUUAAAGCCCAAAGUGAGAAUACUAUAGUUUCUAGUAAAAAUGCUAAUGUUUUUGAAAGUAUAGUAACUACACUCCACCACUUUGGCGCCCAUUUUCGAGGCGGCAGUUCAGAAACCAUGUUAGUCAUAACACCGGGAAAUGGGGUGUUACGAACAAGUUGUUUGAUCUAUUCGAUGUGUAAGAAAAUAGUGCUGAAGAAUUAUGUGAAUGUCCAAUUUGUGUCAUUAGCAGUUAAACCACUAUUUACUACACCAUUAGUCUUAUUCACAGAUCAAGACGCUAAGAAGGCUUUUAGUAUCCCGUUUUGGGUGUCACUGAGAUUCUACCAAAGCUUCAUGUUUGACAUGUCGAAGUUGAGUCGAGCACACUCAUGUAAGAACUGCUUAACUUACAACUUCUCGAAGGACUCGGACUAUUUCUUUGUGACUGCAACAAAGAAGAAGUCAAAUGUCAUACAAAAUUAUUUGAUCCCAAAUGAUGAAGAAACGCCUUUAGAGACAUCUCUUAUUAAACAAAGCUUGUUACCAGUCAGUGGCGUCUCCCCUUUAAGAGUCGACCAAAUACCUAAGGAACAUUCUUUAGCGUAUUGUAUCACUGAAUCUUUUAAAAAAGAAAGAGAAAGCCCUUGGGACAAUUUAGUCAAAUUAAGUUGUGCAGUGAAAUAUAUCUCAGACGUCCCGACAAAGCCGUUUCAUAAGUUUGAAACGACGAAUUACACUAUAACACCAAAUAAUGGGAUAUUACCUAAACAACUCUUUUCGAUGAUGAUCGCAAAUAGAAUAGCUUUAGGGUUCCAAUUCAAUUCAGACACUACUUCAGAUACUAGCACUGUUUUAUAUGCUCCAGACGCUAUCCAUAUGUUGUCCUUAAAGGAAAAUGGCGUCGACGUGCAAAUUCAGCACAAGGUAUAUGCCAACACUAAACUGUUUCCAUACCCUUACGAGUUUGUAGCUAUCAUCACUCCUCCUUUGAACCCUUUGGAAUUCAAUCCAAAGAUAUACAAUUCGUCAAAAAGAUGUAUUAACUUGCAACCACAAAGUCGAAUGGAGUGGAAGGUCUACGACUCUUUCAAUUCGUUAAAUACAGACGACGAGAAUGUCGGCAAGUUCCAUUCUUUGAUCUUCCACAUCUUUUCUAAAGAACAAGAAGAUGACAUCUACUACGCUUUCUUGCAGUUCUAUGACUUCAUUUUAAGCCAAAGUGAAUAUAUGGUCGAAUGGUUCCCCAUCCACUUCAAACACGAAGAACAAAAGAAAGACAACAUCGACUACUUCGACAUCGAAAAUCUCCUCAAAGCUCUUAACAAAGAAAUUCACGGAAAAGUCUCCGGGACUACUCUUGCUACGUGGAUGUCUAACAACACAAAUGUCGUCAAUAGAGAUCACGCUAAAAUCGUACUCAACGCUUUGGUCAAAAGAAAAUUAAUUGUUGGGCCGGAAGGCCAGUCCAGCUUUGUAGACUCUAAGCAGAUCAUUUACACUACACUCGCCAUUCAACGAUUCGACUCUUUGACAACUGUUGAAAGCCGUGUCCAAGCCACUCAAUCCCCGUUCCACCCACGGUCGUUCCUUGUCAGAUUGAAUUGUGGUACAGCCAAGAAGGAGAAUUACUUCUUGGAGAUGGAAAAGAUAUUUGAUCCAAAGACCCAAGUGCAUUACCACUAUGGUUUCUAUUGGCUUAACGUUUUCAUGAACCCGCGAACGAUCGAUAAGAUUGUCGAAACACAUUAUAAGCACUUUGAAAAGAACAGUGAUCUCGACUUCGUCCAACAAAUUCUUCCCAGAGAUAUCGUUGUGAUGAAGUGGCUCGAUUGUAAAGCUAAGAAGACGACUGUAGUCCAUCAAAAUCCAAUUAAUUGUAAGUUUCAAUGA